AGUCUUGAACAUGCUUUACUUUUGUUUGUUUUGUUUGUAGACUUGUUGAUCCGCGAGGAAAAUCUAGGACACUUGUUAGCUUGCUAGCUACCUAUUUAAAGAGCAUUGUGUGAAAACAUUGGUCAAAAACAUGGAAUGCUCAGCAGCUGAUCAAUAUUUACCUUCAGUUGGUUCCUUUAAAUCCACCCAAUCUGCAUCAGUGCAAGAUUUGGUUAAACUUCCUUUGUUGGAUUUGAGAGCUAUUCUUCCCAGCUUAGUGCGAACCUCUUUAUGUACUUCACUGGACACUAGUGAGAACUUUGUUGUGUUUCAAAAAGAAGUUCAUAAAAAGAUAUCUGAAAUAGAAGGAGUUAAUUUCAUUGCAUCUGUUUUAUCAAUUGAUUUCAAUAUGGUGCAUGAAGACGCUGUAAAGGAACAACGCCUACGACAAAAACUUGGUGCAAACAAAAUGAAUGACGAUUUACUUUCAAAGUCUUUACAAAAGGGGCUUAUUUUAGAGUUUGAAGAGAGUGACGCACUCAAAAGGACACGUUUGGUUUUAAGUGAAAUACUUCGUAUUAUUUCUGUGUGUCAAGAAAAUGAAGGAAAGUUUGAAUCUGAUGAAACUGAAUUAUUUGAAUGUAUUGUGUACUUAGAGGAAAUAUCAGAUGUUCUCUGUAUUGUUUUUGCAGAACUGCCCUUUCUCAUGCCUAUCCCUGAAGUUUCAGAAGCCCUACUACGUGUCAGACUUGGUCCAUGGAUUUUGUGUCGUAUUGUUGCAAACAAUCCUGACUGUUUUGAUGUUGUUUGCUCCAGUAUUCUUAGUCAUGCAGUGUCAUCUGAUGAAAUGGAAAUGGAAACGCAAAUUCGUAUGAAGACAUUAAAAAUGAUAUGCUCAAUGAAUCCACAAUAUAGUAAAAUCCUGCGUGCUGAAUGUGUUUCACUGUGUAAACUAGCAGGACUCGCAAUUGAGUUAUCCAUAACUACAACUAGUGCAGAACCUAUUUCAGAUAUUGUACCUUUUUUCACUGGCAUGCUUUUGGCCAGUGAUUCAAAAACCAAAACAUGGAUAUCAGACUACAUGAAAACCGCACAAAAGGAGCAUCGAGACACUGCAUUGACAUUAUUUAAAGCUCAACUUGUCAAGGAGAUGCAUUAUGUAAUUAGUUGUUUUAAAGAAAAACAAAGUUUCAUGGAUUGUGAUGCCAUGGAUGCAGAUCUGUCGAUGAAUGAUCUCAAUAACAGUACUAUGCAUGGAAUUGCUAUCAUGAAGUUAUACUGUGCAUUAAGCAGCAUAACUGGUUUAAAAAUGUCACAUGACGAAUCUGAAGUUUUGGUCAACAUGAUAACUUGUAACCCAAUGGCGUCAGAUGUUGGAGUGCGUUAUGUUGUUGUUAGCAUAUGUACUCUAGUAGCAUGUGCCUUUUUGAUAAGUGAAGAACGCGAAGAAAAAAUCACAUCCUGGUUAAAGGCACUUGUUGAAAAAUCCUCCCAAUUUGAGGAUGGUGAACCAAACAGUUCAUACGGCGAAAUUCUCUUAUUGAUAGCCAUACACUUUCACGGUCAUUCACUGGAACCAAUUGUCGAACUGAUAUCCUCUACACUGGGUAUUAAACUCAAACCUUCCUCUCUAACGAAAGUAAAAAUUGUUUUCACUCAGCAAGUUUUUCAAGAAAAGGUAGUCGCCGAGCAUGCACUGACAGUACCAGUAACGAAAAAUCUUAACAAACACAGUAAAGGAUUUCUUCCAGUCCACUGUGUCCAUCAGCUUAUGAAAUCAAGAGUAUUUACAAAACAUGGCAUAUCAGUGAAGGACUGGUUGUUCAAGCAACUUUGUACAUGUAGCAGCCCAGUUCACCCGCUGUUGCUACCCUUAAUUGAAACAUACAUCCAUUCCAUCAUCACACCACUGAACAUUAGUCGAACAAAACAACAACGAAUGAACGCAUUGCAACCGUUUUCAGAAGAAAGAUUAUUUGCCGUGUUCCGAGACAAAUCAGUUGCAUGUUGUGAUAGCGAGACAACUAAGCUAUUGUUGAUGUUGUAUGCAUUGAUGUACCAGAAUGCAUUGUUGGCAAAUAUGAAAACUUUAGUGAAUAAUCCUUCUGCACCACUGGAAUACCCGCCAAAUCUUUACUCUGCCAUACCGAUUAAACAGUUGUUCCUACUCGCUCGUGAUAGAGAGGUUGCGUAUGGAGAUUUAUAUCCCACCCUACUAAGACUGCUUACUACACACUAUCCACAUUUAUGUUUGGUGGAAGAUUGGGUUGAAGAAGAAAAAGAGAAGAACACACUCUCAAGCAAGAUGUCGCAAGAUGUCGAAAAUGUUGCUUUGUCAAAAGAGACAAGGCGUGUGUUGGAAUACAUUGAUGAAAAUCCACAAAAAGCCUUGAUUUUUUUGAGCAAAUUGACUCUAUUGCCGGCAUCCGAACUGAUUGGUUACAAAGAGUUUGUUUUGGACUUACUUCCCAAAAUGUUGGACAUGACUCGCCCUCGUAAAAUCCAAACGUUGGUGGCUAAAGUGUGGAUGAAACUAAAUACAGUCACUCCAAGAAAGCUAUGGUUAGACACAGUUAAUAUACUUCGCAAGCAACCUGACAACAUACGAUACGAGUGGGAGAAAACACCUGUUUACACAACUGAAGAGAUACAGAAGGAUCCUCUUAUUGUGCUGAGAUGUGAUCCAAGAGUUUAUCGGUGCCCACCUGUUCUUGAAAUUAACUUACGUGUGCUUAAUGGAUACUUGACAGCCUCAAGAGCUUUGCUGAGUCAUCAUUUAUUAGCGAAUCCAGUGGCUGCAGGUUCCAAACCUCCGUUGGAAAUUAUGGCCAUCGAAAAAGAGCGGGAAGAAUUAAAAUCCACUUUAAUAUCUACGCAGGAGAGUGCAGCUCUCCAAAUUCUUCUAGAAGUAUGUCUACCAACAGAGCUUGAAAGUAAGACCGCCACAUACAGUGUUAGCAGUACACUACGUGAAAUACAAUGUCAAAUUUGUCGCUUCAUUCAUCAAAGUUUCAUCUGUCAACCAAACAUGGCGAAACUGAUUCAUUUUCAGUGUUAUCCAGCAGACUUGCUUUCAGUGACAGUAGCUGGCGUACCAUCAAUGCACAUCUGUAUCGAUUUCAUUCCAGAGUUGAUCAAUCAACCUCACUUGCAGAAACAGCUUUUUGCAGUCCAACUAAUUUCACACUUAGCUGUACAAUAUCCUAUUCCGAAGUCAUACUCUAUGUGUAACUACGUUCUGCAACGAAUGAGCGAUUUGCUUGCUGCGUUACCAGUUGUGAAGAGAAAUCAGUAUUUCAUCCCUGCUACAGAAUGUCUGGUUCGUAUUUGCAAAGCAUUUCCACCGUUACGUGAAGAAGUGACAAGCUUGUUGUUAAAACUUGGAAAAAUAUCUUUAUCUCAAAUGAAAAAGUCUUCAGGUGCAGUUACAUCAACUAUUAAAUUACGCGAAGAAAAAGUUGAAGAAAAUAAAGAAGAGAAAGAAGAAGAAGAUUUUGAAAUGGAUGUUGAUAAUUUUGAAAGUAACCAACCCAAAAAACUUGAAAUCAAAACAGUAUUGGAUGAUAACCCAGCAUACAGUCGGGAUACCUUUUCGGAAUCAUGUUCAAGCAUAAAAUUAUUUCAUGCUACUGAAAAGGCAUUUGAACUGAUCACUGAUCUAACGCUACGUGAAAAGUUAGUCUCUCUGAAUGGCGAUAAAUUACCGGCAAACGAGACGUAAUGUGUUUAUGGAAGAUGAGCAAUCUCAUUGCAAUGUGCUGUAAUUAUCAGAUUGUAAAUCCGAUUUUUUGGGGUUUUAAUGUACUGCUCUCUGUGCACGAUGAACUGGGAGCGUAAAAACAAGUAUAAAUGGUGUAUAUAGUUAUAUAUAUAUAUAUAUUUGUUUAUUAUAUGGUAAGUUACAUUUACCAUGAUAGAAAUUUUUUCGAAUGUACGUCUUCGAAUGCGAAUUGUGACAAUGCAACUUACACAAUAGAACAUCUUGUUCGAAUGUGAUUUUGUAAAUACUGUUUGUAAAUUAGCCACGAACAAAUAUAGUACUUUACCAA
Messenger RNA from Hydractinia symbiolongicarpus, 4028 nucleotides. RefSeq names its product integrator complex subunit 2-like. Gene Ontology annotation, biological process: snRNA 3'-end processing. The transcript has 18 exons. Bases 131 to 3700 code for a protein of 1189 amino acids. Gene Ontology annotation, cellular component: integrator complex. The record is from RefSeq and is a predicted model, not a curated record. Lineage: Eukaryota; Metazoa; Cnidaria; Hydrozoa; Anthoathecata; Hydractiniidae.